Messenger RNA from Colossoma macropomum (tambaqui), 3474 nucleotides. It is a transcript of the gene cdk5, whose product is annotated as cyclin-dependent kinase 5. Gene Ontology annotation, molecular function: cyclin-dependent protein serine/threonine kinase activity; ATP binding. Lineage: Eukaryota; Metazoa; Chordata; Actinopteri; Characiformes; Serrasalmidae. Bases 126 to 1004 code for a protein of 292 amino acids. Gene Ontology annotation, biological process: synaptic vesicle transport; protein phosphorylation; axonogenesis. The record is from RefSeq and is a predicted model, not a curated record. The transcript is spliced from 12 exons. Gene Ontology annotation, cellular component: nucleus; cytoplasm.
UCUCCUGUUGACUAGCCGACGGUAUCAAGUGGAUAAAACUGCCUUAGCCAGCGAACAAAAUAUCGGAGUACACAGUGGCACCAGGCAGCUGGCUAGCUGCUUACAGCUAGUAUUACUGGUUCAACAUGCAGAAGUAUGAAAAACUAGAGAAAAUUGGAGAGGGUACCUAUGGAACAGUCUUCAAGGCUAAAAACAGAGAGACUCAUGAGAUAGUGGCUCUGAAACGGGUCAGGCUGGAUGAUGAUGAUGAGGGAGUUCCCAGUUCAGCCUUAAGAGAAAUUUGCCUCUUGAAGGAGCUGAAACAUAAAAACAUUGUCAGGUUGCACGAUGUUCUACACAGUGAUAAAAAGCUGACGCUAGUGUUUGAGUAUUGUGACCAGGAUCUAAAGAAAUAUUUUGACAGCUGCAAUGGCGACUUGGAUCCAGAGAUUGUAAAGUCCUUCAUGUAUCAGUUGCUGAAAGGGCUAGCCUUCUGCCACAGUCGCAAUGUUCUUCACCGGGACCUUAAGCCACAAAACCUGCUUAUCAAUAGAAAUGGUGAGCUGAAAUUAGCUGAUUUUGGUUUGGCCCGGGCAUUUGGAAUUCCUGUACGGUGUUAUUCUGCUGAGGUGGUAACAUUGUGGUACAGGCCACCAGAUGUGCUGUUUGGUGCCAAAUUGUACUCAACCUCAAUCGACAUGUGGUCAGCUGGAUGCAUAUUUGCAGAGCUAGCAAAUGCAGGUCGGCCACUUUUUCCUGGGAAUGAUGUGGAUGACCAGUUGAAAAGGAUCUUUAGGUUGCUGGGGACACCAACAGAGGAACAGUGGCAGACUAUGACCAAACUCCCAGAUUAUAAGCCAUAUCCAAUGUAUCCUGCAACCACAUCGCUUGUGAAUGUUGUCCCAAAACUUAGUAGCACAGGACGGGACUUACUUCAGAAUCUUCUGAAAUGCAAUCCCGUGCAGCGUAUUUCGGCAGAGGAGGCACUACAACACCCAUACUUUGCAGAUUUCUGCCCUCCAUAGUGUCCGAAGCUCUUGACCCUCAUUCUUCAGAAUGGACCAACAUGGUCUUACCUCGCGCACCCCCUCAAAAAACAUCUUUCUGGUUUUAUUCUUCAUAGUUUGCACCUACCUUUUCUGUGACAUACUCCUCUUGAUGUCACUGAAUAUACACUGCAUAUAGAGACAUCUAAACUUCACCGGUCAAGCCCUGUCAGAUUUGCUUUAGCCAGUUGCCAAAUGUGCUUAAUAGUUCUCAAUCGUUUACAAACUACAGUUUUGAAGGCAAGACUUCAAGGUAGUAAUCUAUUUUUUGAAGCUCAGAUGAACAAAGUAAGUUUGAUAGUAGACAGGUUGCUUACCAGCCCAUGGCAUGGUUAUGUAUAGAAGGGUUUUAAGAAACUAAGCAAAUAAUCGUUUUCUUCAAUGAGGUUUCAGUUUUGCUAUUUAUUUAUUUUUUUUUGCACUUACUAAACAAUAUAGUAAGUGUGUAGAAAGUAUUGGUCCCUCUGCUCAGUGUUUCUAUGGCUUUUUAUUCUACUAGCCAUGUAUGAAGGAGCUUUAGGUUAAUAUAGUGUACAUUCAUAGGUAAUUUUUAGUCUAAAUAUCUUCUAACUUGGAAAUGUUUCAUCAUUUUAGUUCAUGUGCUGAGUUAAAAACUGACAUUCUUGAGAGUUACAUAGUACGUUGUUUUUCUGCUUUCUUUUCUUUUGUCACUGGAAGGACACCACUCAGCCCUCAGAUAGAUCUGAAGUGUGUUUGAUGUGUGACGUGGACCACAAGUAGCUCUUCUUUUCUAAUAGCCUUGACAAUAUGUAUGUCUAAAGUGUAGUGUUUUAACAUAUGGUGUAAUAUUCACAUUGAAGUCAUUCCUUCGAUUCCCGCAGAAUAUGUAGCAACAAACAUUGUGAACCCGCUCAAAUAUCUCAUGAGAAUCAGCCUCAGACCUCACAAGAGACAAGUUUCCACUGUUGGAACUUGGAGCCAAGUAGUUUGUAGAUGUUCCUGGUCCAUAAACCCCUGAUUGUGGUGUUUCCAAAAAUGAGAGAAACGAUUGUAAUAUAAUGAAAAUUUUAGGCCUCUUUUAAAGUGCCCAGGUUUAAAAAUAAGGAGAUACAUAUGUACCUGUUAAUGCAAGUGUGUAAAAACUAGGAAAGCUCACCUGUGGUACCUGGGCGUUACCUCAGUCACUUUGCAAACUACACAGAUCAGAUAAUCACGACUGUCAAGGAGUUAUCCCAACUGUUUUCUGGCUUGUUUUUUGUUGCAUAAUUCAGGUGUUGAGAUGUAAACAAAAUCAGUCAGAGUGGUUUGAUGUGAAAUCGUGCAUUGAUAAGAAACCUACUGAGUCUGGUUUCUUUACAGUGGUGGUAAAAGGGACUAGAAGGUGUCAUGUCUACAACGCUGAUAAUAGCCAUUUUAUGUAUAUUUUUAUGCAUAUUUAUGUAAAGUGACCAGUGAACCUACAUCUAUAUGUGAUAUUGAUAAUGGUAAAAAAGUGGGAAAUCUGAAAAAAGGGGAUUAUUUUGCCUUACAACACCCUGCAUGUAACACUACUGUGCAUGUAUGUUCAGUUAUACAUUUUAAGUGCAAACCUUACCACAAAACAGUGUCUGAGGCAUCAGGCAGAGUAUUUCUAACCAUUUCAUGUAAUAGCUUUCUAUGAGGGAACUUUGAGGUAUUAAACCUUUCAGAUGUCUAUUUCCUGUUACUACCAGUAAGUGGCUUGGUCAUUUUUUUGUUUUAAAUAGAGCAGGACACAUCAAAUUACUCUGACUGACUUUCUGUACUUCUCAACCAUUUAAUUCUGUAGGCAUUUUUAAAAAAUUGAUAAUUGAUUUAAAUACAUUUAUCAUCACCUUUCACUGUAUUAUAAAUUCGAGUUAUACAGGUUUCAGGCCUUUCAUAGUGAUUGUAUCAUUGAUCAGAAAAGUUGUACCCUUUUUUGGGGGGAAACAAUACAUUGCUUAGUUUACUUUUAGGAUGGUGAAUAAUUUCUGUUUUCCAUUUUCGUUCUGUUAAGUGAAUUAGAAUGCAUGUAUUUAUUUGUUUAUGAAUGUUUGCUGAGUAGUAGACUUUUUAAAAUACAAAAAAAUCAGGGUUAUUAUGGGGCGUGGCCGUUCCUGGUUUAUUUUGUUGGACUUUCGUUGGAAAACUCAAUAUGAAUGGGAAUUGGAGGCUCAUUUUCAGAAACAAACCAAAACAUUAACGCAGUAUUCAACCAAUGCAUUUUGUUCUAAUUGUUGACAACAGGUACGCAUUUCAUAUGCUAGACAACAAAGUUCCACUAAGUUCUCAAAAAUCAGUUACCAACCUUUACCAAAGCCUGUAAGAUUUGCCAGGAAAUCAGCACAAUCCUGUUCUUCAACCCUGCAGUACAGUACCACAGAAUAAAGAUGAACAUUUUUGUUUGUGAUAUAUUUGGCACUCUACUGUAUGUGUGUUUACGUUGUAAGAAUUUAUUUUUCACAUCUAUUAAAUAUGUUUUCAUCAA